UACAUCGGCAUCGCCGAGUUCCGUCGGCUUUCCGAGCUUUCUCGCGAUUCUUCGCCUCCCACCCCCGACGGAGGUCGCGAAGACGGUGGGGGUGCGCGUCGGCGAAUGCCUGGAGGGUGCAGCCAUCGGCGUCAAGGCUCGGCCCUGUCAGUUUAGUUACCGCACCACAUAAAGGCAUUGCGUUGUAGACACCGUUAUACCCGCAACAUUCUUACUAUUUGCUUGCAUAUCUCCUGAUUUCUAACCCUUCAAUUCGGCAAGAAACGAAAGACUACAUUCGGUUCGGUAUCGUUCGUUGUCGUCGCCGUCGUCGUCGUCGUCGUCGUACAAGUCGCCGCCGUCGUCGCCGUCGUCGUUCUGUAACAUUCGGUUGUCCCACUGCUUUGUCCCAUCCACGUGUCGAUCGAGUGACGCCGCCGUCGUCGCCGUCGCCGCUGUCGUCGUUGUCGUCGUCGUCGUCGUCGUCGCCGUCGUCACACCGCCAUCGCCAGCGGAGCAAAAUCGCGCCAAGAGAGAAACGAAAGAGACGAGUUCUCACGGGAACGUCGCCUGCGCCGAGAGAUCAGUUGGCCGGGGUGAAAUCGGUCGAAGAUACAGAGCAGAGGAGCGACUGCCGCGUUCUUCCCUGUCUUAUGAUUUUGUUCGUGCCCCUGUCCCGUUCUCCAUCGACCCCGUCACCCCGCGAGAAGCUACUUCACGAUCGCCCCGUCGCACGAUCCCUUCCGACAGUCGCGUCGCGUCGAUCACUCGAGGACUCGCGAACGGAUCAACGCGGAAGACGGUGCGCGAUUUUCUCACGUUGUACCGCGGCAGCGAGAGAAACCGCGAGAGAGUUAAGCGCGCGUUAACGAGAAAGAGAGAGAGAGAGAGAGAGAGAGAGAGAGAGAGAGAGAGAGAGAGAGAGAGCGCGAGGAACGAGAGAUCGUCAGCUGGAAGAUCCUUUAAUCGGCAGAAGAGGCAUCCGGCAAAAGAGACAGAGAAAGAGAGAAAGAAAGGGAGGGAGAGCGUGAUCGAGCGGGCGAGCGAGAAAGAGAGACAGAUAGGAGAGGGUCCUGUGUCGGGGGUGGGAGUGAGAGAGAGAGAGAGAGAGAGAGACUACUGGGCGUGUUCGCCGCGCGCGAGAUUUGUUUAUCUUCCGUUGCGAGAUAUACGCGCGCAUUAAUCCGAAAGUGCAUCGCGUAUGGUCUGUCUGGGACCCUGCGAAUCCUCGUACAAACCGUGAGGACCGUGGAGCGAUGAGGGAUUAGUGUACGUGCCGUGAAACUCGAUGCCGGGACUCUCGUACGACGGAAUCGGAAGCCGGCUUCCUCGUUGCUCGCGUCACCUCGGAUGUUCGUGAUCGCCUCUUGAAAAAAUACGCCGCGCGCGAGCAGAAUGCUGGGAAACUGGUUCUAAGGACACGGGAACGAGAAACGAGAGAGAAACGAGAGAGAAAGAGAGAUCGAGAGAGAGAGAUAGAGAAAGAGAGAAAGAGAGAGAUAUACACGCGCCGCCGCCGUAAAGAUCGGAAAAUCUCGUGCGAUAAAAAAAAGAGAAAAAAGAAAGUACGUAACGAACGGGCAGACGAGUAUCGGAGAGAGUCUAUAGAGAAUAGAGAAAUAAAAGUUAAUAAAAAAAAAAAACCCACCGUCGUUCCGUUCUGCGCCCAGAUAUCGGCAUCCUCCAACCACUGAUUUUCAUCGUUAACCGGAAAAGAAAGAAAAAAAAAUGGAAAGACAGAAAAAGCGGCAAAAUCGGGAGAUAAUUCAGUAACGAGGACGGCGAGCGUCGUGAUGCAUGAAGGAUCAAACAGGUCCGGGAUGGAGCGACCGCCAGUGCGGGUCCUCGUCGAGGACAAGCAGGAUGUCUCGAGAGGGACACUUCCGUCCGCGACGAUCACAAUGAUUUCGUACAUAGUUAGAUACGACUCGUUAGAGGAUUGCAAUGAUGGCGAACGGAAUGGACACAGUCGUACAACAAAACGGAGGAUCUACCCUCGGACAGACCUCGCAGGAGGAGUCGAAGACGAAUCUCAUUGUAAACUACUUGCCGCAGAGCAUGACGCAGGAUGAGAUUCGCUCUCUGUUCUCCAGCAUAGGCGAAGUCGAGAGCUGCAAGUUAAUUCGUGAUAAGCUCAGCGGUCAAAGUUUGGGUUAUGGUUUCGUCAACUAUCACCGGCCUGAAGAUGCCGAAAAGGCUAUAAGCACGCUCAAUGGUCUCCGUCUACAGAACAAGACGAUCAAGGUAUCGUACGCGAGACCGAGCAGCGAGGCGAUCAAGGGCGCGAAUCUCUAUGUAAGCGGCUUGCCGAAGAACAUGGCGCAGCAGGAUCUGGAGAAUCUCUUCAGUCCUUACGGCAGAAUCAUCACAUCGCGGAUACUGUGCGACAACAUCACCGUACGACAGUUUGUGACCGGCGGCGGAGACAAUUUGCCCGGCCUGUCGAAGGGUGUCGGCUUCAUAAGGUUCGACCAGCGCGUCGAGGCCGAGCGGGCGAUCCAGGAGCUGAACGGCACCAUACCGAAGGGCUCGUCCGAGCCGAUCACCGUCAAAUUCGCCAACAAUCCAAGCAACAACAACAAGGCGAUACCGCCAUUGGCCGCCUAUCUCGCACCACAGGCGACUCGUCGCUUCGGCGGGCCGAUCCACCACCCAACCGGCCGCUUCAGGUACAUUCCACUGUCGCCACUAUCCAGCACUGGCAAGGCCAUGCUUGCCAUUAACAAAGGCUUACAGAGGUACAGUCCGUUGGCGGGUGACCUCCUCGCGAACUCCAUGCUGCCCGGUAACACGAUGAACGGCGCCGGCUGGUGCAUCUUCGUGUACAACCUCGCGCCCGAGACCGAAGAGAACGUGCUGUGGCAGCUGUUCGGACCCUUCGGCGCCGUCCAGUCGGUCAAGGUCAUACGCGACCUACAGACGAACAAGUGCAAGGGCUUCGGCUUCGUGACGAUGACCAACUAUGAGGAGGCGGUGGUGGCCAUACAGAGCCUAAACGGCUACACCCUGGGCAACCGCGUGCUCCAGGUCAGCUUUAAGACGAACAAGAGCAAGACGGCGUAGGACGAGCAACAGGCGGCAGCGGCGGCGGUGGCUGCGGCUGC
Molecule: messenger RNA, 3083 nt
Organism: Odontomachus brunneus
Lineage: Eukaryota; Metazoa; Arthropoda; Insecta; Hymenoptera; Formicidae
Product: ELAV-like protein 3
Exons: 9
Coding region: 1924-3042 (372 amino acids)
Cellular component (GO): ribonucleoprotein complex
Molecular function (GO): RNA binding
Source: RefSeq, a predicted model, not a curated record